GACUCAUUCAUUGCUCAUUAUCAUCCCACUCUCAUUCCAUCCUCCUCUCAUAUCCGAUGGAGAUGGUCGUGUGGGGGGCGGGGUGCAGGCUACUAUAAAGCUGCGGUUUCCUUGCUGCGAUUGGCUGGUGGGGAAUCCAUUUAAUCUGCAGCUACUACUACAGGGUCCUCCCCCCCUCUUUUUGUACUCCUCCCCCUCACUCUGCCCGCCCUGACAGCAUCCACACACAACAGAGUGUGUGUGUCUGUUCCAGGGAGAAUAUCAGCUCUGCACAGGGAGGAGAGGAUUAGCUCCAGCACUCAGCUCAUCUGCAUACACGUUUCCCAGAGAAGCACAUGAGCACCCAGCGCUGCUCCUCUUUUGUAUAAAACCUGGCACUGCUAUCACUGAGGCUCCACUUGAUCUACUGUCACUACUGAGAGAGGAUUUAAAAGGGACCACUGUUGUUUUUGUCUGAUUUUUUUUUUAAUGGUUUCCACAUCUUAUUCUUCAAUUUUUAAAUAGUUGUCUGUGAUGUCUCUAAGUCUUUGGGACAAUGAAAGUAAUAUCCUUUGAUUUAGACUUGCCCUGAGCAUCAAAGAGUUUUCCUGCAAUUUUUUGGGGACUUUUUCCUCUGAGGUUUGUUUUGGGAGACUGCAAGCACCAGGAUGCCAUCCAGAGAGUCCUACGAGGUUCACAAAGAAGAGAAGUCCCUGGUGCAAAAGGCCAAGCGAGAGGCCAAUCAGGAGGAUAUUCUGGCUGCAGCUCUGGGGAUGAGGAUGGGGCCACAGAAACCUCCAGCCACUUUCUGGCAGCCACUUAAACUCUUCGCCUAUUCACAGAUCACCUCACUGGUGCGCAGAGCUUCACUGAAGGAGAGCGAGCGGACGCCCAGAUCUGAUAAAGUCCACAACUUCAAGGUCCACACCUUCAGGGGGCCGCACUGGUGUGAACACUGUGCCAGCUUCAUGUGGGGACUGAUGGCUCAAGGGGUCAAAUGUGCAGAUUGUGGUUUGAACGUCCACAAACAGUGCUCACCUCUGGUGCCCAACGACUGCAAACCAGACCUGCGACACAUUCGGAAAGUGUACAGCUGUGACCUCACGACCCUGGUGAAAGCUUACAACACAGCCCGGCCUAUGGUGGUGGACAUGUGCAUACGAGAGAUCGAGUCCAGAGGACUGAAGUCUGAAGGCCUCUACAGAAUAUCCGGAUUCAGCGAUUCUGUUGAGGAAGUCAAGACGGCGUUCGAUAAAGAUGGCGAGAAGACAGACAUCUCAGUGAACGCCUAUGAAGACAUCAAUAUCAUCACGGGUGCUCUGAAACUGUACCUGAGGGAUUUGCCUGUUCCCGUCAUCUCGUACGACGCUUACCCGAGGUUCAUUGAGGCUGCAAAGCUCACAGAUCCAGAGAAGAAACUGGAAGCAUUCCGCGAGGCUCUAGCUCUGCUGCCGCCAUCACACAGGGAAACUUUGAAGUACCUCAUGGCGCACUUAAAAAGGGUGACUCAGAAUGAGGAAUUCAACCUGAUGAAUGCAGAGAACCUCGCCAUUAUUUUCGGUCCCACCCUCAUGCGUGCACCAAACCUGGACGCCAUAACAGCACUGAACGACAUCCGCUACCAGAGACAGGUGGUGGAGCUGCUCAUUAAAAAGGAAGACGUGUUCUUCUGAACACAGACAAGAACUUUUAUAGAACAGCUGUCUAAUCAAUCUUUGGUGUAAAGACUUGAAAGACCGUUUGUAUGACAUUUAUUGAUACAUUUUUUUAAAUGCCCUGCGUAUGGACUAGUGCUGCCCUAACAUUUCUCCUCCCCUGCUUUGGGUGUGGGCGAUGAACUUUACACUUUACACUUGUACGUACUCUAUGUCUCCCCAUUUUUGUCGGGGGAUUUCCAGAAGCUGACAGGCCAGCAUGCAUGGUGCGAGGUCUUUGUUGCUUUGUAGUCGUAACCCAGCAUGUGUUCAGAUCGUGUAGCGCUGUGAUUUUUGCUUUUUGUCUGUUCUCUACUAGCCGUAGUCCACAUUCCCAGCAGCCUGCUGUGCAGUUUUUUUUUCUUUCUGUGAAACAUUGAAUAGCUGGAUGUAAAAAUAAGCUACUGAUUUUACGGGGGUACUUUUUAUGAUGCCUUUAUGAUGUAUUUUUUUAUCUCCUCAACUGUUUUUAUGUAACCUGCAGUAGUUGAAUGAGCCUUUCCUGUUAAUGUGUACACACUGGUGCAUCUGCCUGUCCUUAACAUUUUUAUUGUGUUAUAAACAGCAUUAUUUGUGAGUUUAA
Notolabrus celidotus (New Zealand spotty) is the source of this 2256-nucleotide messenger RNA. RefSeq names its product chimerin 1 (gene chn1). Gene Ontology annotation, biological process: regulation of GTPase activity; signal transduction. The coding region runs from base 648 to 1652 and encodes 334 amino acids. NCBI's taxonomy places the organism in Eukaryota, Metazoa, Chordata, Actinopteri, Labriformes, Labridae. Gene Ontology annotation, molecular function: GTPase activator activity. The transcript has 7 exons. The record is from RefSeq and is a predicted model, not a curated record.